Molecule: messenger RNA, 697 nt
Organism: Exaiptasia diaphana
Lineage: Eukaryota; Metazoa; Cnidaria; Anthozoa; Actiniaria; Aiptasiidae
Exons: 4
Coding region: 41-697 (218 amino acids)
Source: RefSeq, a predicted model, not a curated record
CGUAAAUCUUGCUGGAGAAGUUCUCUUGGUCUGGUCUACCAUGAUGGAUACUGACUGGGUAGAAUACAAGUGUAAGUCUGGCGAGACUCUGUUUAUCUACAACAAAGUGACAGGAGAACACAAGUGGCCUACUGAUGAUUCAGCAGAUGAAACAUGCAUCAUGAUUGGUCAGCCAGUUGUCUACAAAGAGUGGUGCACUAUUGGUACACAGACAGAUGACAAUGGCUGUAAUAAUGGCUGCACCUCCAUCUACACCAAAACUGCCGAUAUUGUCAACAGUACAGAAGCAUCAAUUCAGCAAGAGAAUUGCAGUGGUGAUGAAGGUUUUGAGCCUUUUUUGGAUAAUGGAUAUUGCUAUAAAGAAGAAAGAAGUAAUAAAAGGAAUGGCUGUAAAAUUGAAGUGACACAGCAAAACAGCUUGGCUGGAGAGAGCAGUGAGACAACAGAUGGCCUUGUUAUCAAUGAGGCUGUGAAUAAAGAAAGCAUUUGUAAAAUUGUUGAAUUGACACAGCAAAACAGCUUGGCUGGAGAGAGCAGUGAGACAACAGAUUGCCUUGUUAUCAAUGAGGCUGGUCACGUGAUCCAACAUCGGAUGGUAAUUAGUUCCAAACCCGUGUGUUUGGGUAUCCAGACCCAUGGGUUUGGAACUCAUUAUCAUGCACUUGUUAGGCUUUUAAAACUUCUCGGUCACUUCUAA